AUGGCGCCCAUCCUCUCGUUCCUUGUUGGCUCUCUCCUGGCGGUUCGCGCUCUUGCUGAGCCAUUUGAGAAGCUGUUCAGCACCCCGGAAGGAUGGAAGAUGCAAGGUCUUGCUACCAAUGAGCAGAUCGUCAAGCUCCAGAUUGCUCUUCAGCAAGGCGAUGUUGCAGGUUUCGAGCAACAUGUGAUUGACAUCUCAACGCCUAGCCACCCGAGCUAUGGUGCUCACUAUGGCUCGCAUGAGGAGAUGAAGAGGAUGAUCCAGCCAAGCAGCGAGACAGUCGCUUCUGUGUCUGCAUGGCUGAAGGCCGCCGGUAUCAACGACGCUGAGAUUGACAGCGACUGGGUCACCUUCAAGACGACCGUUGGCGUUGCCAACAAGAUGCUCGACACCAAGUUCGCUUGGUACGUGAGCGAGGAGGCCAAGCCCCGCAAGGUCCUUCGCACACUCGAGUACUCUGUACCAGAUGAUGUUGCAGAACACAUCAACUUGAUCCAGCCCACUACUCGGUUUGCUGCGAUCCGCCAAAACCACGAGGUUGCGCACGAGAUUGUUGGUCUUCAGUUCGCUGCUCUUGCCAACAACACCGUUAACUGCGAUGCCACCAUCACUCCCCAGUGCUUGAAGACUCUUUACAAGAUUGACUACAAGGCCGAUCCCAAGAGUGGUUCCAAGGUCGCUUUUGCUUCGUAUUUGGAGCAGUACGCGCGUUACAAUGACCUCGCCCUCUUCGAGAAGGCCUUCCUCCCCGAAGCAGUUGGCCAGAACUUCUCUGUCGUCCAGUUCAGCGGCGGUCUCAACGACCAGAACACCACGCAAGACAGUGGCGAGGCCAACUUGGACUUGCAGUACAUUGUCGGUGUCAGCGCUCCUCUUCCCGUCACCGAGUUCAGCACCGGUGGUCGCGGCCCAUGGGUCGCUGACCUAGACCAACCUGACGAGGCGGACAGCGCCAACGAGCCCUACCUUGAAUUCCUUCAGGGUGUGCUCAAACUUCCCCAGUCUGAGCUACCUCAGGUCAUCUCCACAUCCUAUGGCGAGAAUGAGCAGAGUGUACCUAAGUCAUACGCUCUCUCCGUCUGCAACUUGUUCGCCCAACUCGGUUCCCGUGGCGUCUCCGUCAUCUUCUCUUCUGGUGACAGCGGCCCUGGAUCCGCAUGCCAGAGCAACGACGGCAAGAACACGACCAAGUUCCAGCCUCAGUACCCCGCUGCCUGCCCCUUUGUCACCUCGGUUGGAUCGACUCGCUACCUCAACGAGACCGCAACCGGCUUCUCAUCUGGUGGUUUCUCCGACUACUGGAAGCGCCCAUCGUACCAGGACGAUGCUGUUAAGGCGUAUUUCCACCACCUCGGUGAGAAAUUCAAGCCAUACUUCAACCGCCACGGCCGUGGAUUCCCCGACGUUGCAACCCAGGGAUAUGGCUUCCGCGUCUACGACCAGGGCAAGCUCAAGGGUCUCCAAGGUACUUCUGCCUCCGCGCCUGCAUUCGCCGGUGUGAUUGGUCUCCUCAACGACGCGCGAUUGAAGGCGAAGAAGCCUACCUUGGGAUUCCUAAACCCACUGCUUUACUCUAACUCAGACGCGCUAAAUGACAUUGUUCUCGGUGGAAGCAAGGGAUGCGAUGGUCAUGCUCGCUUUAACGGGCCGCCAAAUGGCAGCCCAGUAAUCCCAUAUGCGGGAUGGAACGCGACUGCUGGGUGGGAUCCAGUGACUGGUCUUGGAACGCCGAACUUCCCCAAGCUUCUUAAGGCUGCGGUGCCUAGCCGGUACAGGGCGUGA
Messenger RNA from Parastagonospora nodorum SN15, 1782 nucleotides. RefSeq lists its product as hypothetical. The transcript has 2 exons. The record is from RefSeq and is a predicted model, not a curated record. NCBI's taxonomy places the organism in Eukaryota, Fungi, Ascomycota, Dothideomycetes, Pleosporales, Phaeosphaeriaceae. Gene Ontology annotation, biological process: proteolysis. Gene Ontology annotation, molecular function: tripeptidyl-peptidase activity; serine-type endopeptidase activity. The coding region runs from base 1 to 1782 and encodes 593 amino acids.